UCAACUCCAGAGGUUGCCUCUCACUUCCCCCGAGCUGAUAGAAAGUUUGGAGCCAUGGCUGACGGACGAGAAGAGGAGAAGAGAGAAGGAGGCCAGGAGCUUCUGGGCGCAGUGGGUGGGGAAGAUGUCAUUGAUGACCCCAUCAUGGAUCUGGCUGCAGUGCUCCUCAGAGGGUAUGUCAUUGAACUUAUAAACGCAGAGGAGCCUGGUCGACACGUGUCGCCUGAGGAUCUGGGAGGAAGGUCGAGUGAACAACAGGAUCCAAAAGUCAAAAAAAUGGUGGAACAGCUGCUACAGAUCACUGAGCUGAACAGGAACGCCGAGCUCCAACAACUCAUCAACCAGAUUCCAGGCAACUGUGCCCAGGGUAUCUUCAUGAAGGUGGCCAGAAACAUCUUUGCUGAUGGCAUCAACUGGGGUCGUGUGGUGGCUCUCUUCUAUCUGGCCUACAGACUCAUCUACAAGGCAAUAACCAGCAACCAUGAAGAGAACAUUGGAAUCAUCUUCAGCGGGUUUCUUCAGGUCAUCAGAGAGCAGCUCCACACCUGGCUCGUACAGGAGGGAGGCUGGGAGGGGGUGAUCCGUGGGAUUUCUCGUUGGAGGACAGUAGCCAUAGUAGCAUCAGUAGUAUUAGUGGCAACUUUUGUUUACUACAGGAGAACACGCUGAGAGCUGCAGACCUGCAGACCUCACAACCAGGACCGCAGUGCCAUCACUUGGGGAAAAGCCACUGCAUAAUAGAGGCAGUUUCUAGAAACAUUUACGACCACUCCUAAGCCUCCGUCUUCUAAUGCAGUACUAUAAAUAAUCACAAUUUGAUCUAUUUAGGUAAUUAACUAUCUAAACCAACCUUAGGUGUGCUCCAUUUCAAACAACCACAAAAAAAUAACAAUUUAAGUGAACUUAUUAACACGUUCAUAAAUCCAGGCAAGAAAUGCAAAUCAAGCUAAAUAACCACACUCGAAAAAAUAACUCACACUCGUUUUGGAGUUGGUCUGCCGUCAGAUUUAAUUUCAUCUUGCUGCUGUAGAUAAAAGACACAUCCUACGGAUCAGUGAUGCUUUCUGGGUUCAUUGGGUGUUUCGGGUCUCGCAACAUUAGUGUCUGAAGUUUUGCACAUAAAAUCAGAGUUGACUUCCUG
Labrus mixtus (cuckoo wrasse) is the source of this 1141-nucleotide messenger RNA. Its product is annotated as apoptosis regulator BAX-like. NCBI's taxonomy places the organism in Eukaryota, Metazoa, Chordata, Actinopteri, Labriformes, Labridae. Gene Ontology annotation, molecular function: protein homodimerization activity; protein heterodimerization activity; channel activity. Gene Ontology annotation, biological process: release of cytochrome c from mitochondria; intrinsic apoptotic signaling pathway in response to DNA damage; positive regulation of apoptotic process. The transcript has 6 exons. Gene Ontology annotation, cellular component: mitochondrial outer membrane. The coding region runs from base 55 to 669 and encodes 204 amino acids. The record is from RefSeq and is a predicted model, not a curated record.